AAUAUUUCUUCAUUGGAAUGUGAAUCAUGUUGAUUUGCAAAGCGUUAUUGCAACUCGUUAAGUCCGAGGCUUAAUAAGAGGGCUAUCUCGGGGUUUUGAAUUAGUUCAUUUUGAUGUUUGGGACCAAGUCGUGUUGUUUCCAAGAUUGGCCAUACUUUAUCACUUUUGUGGAUGAUUUCUAUUGGAUGACUUGGGUUUGUUUCAUGAAGAGUCGCUUAGAAGUGUUUACAUUUGUGCCUUCUGUGAUGAAGUCAAAACUCAAUUCAAUGCUUUGAUAUGUAUUCUACGGGGUGACAAUGCUAAAGAAGAUAGGCCAGAUUUAUUUCAGUCAUAUAUCAGACAACAUGGUAUUCUCCAUCAAUCUUCAUGUGUUGAUACACUCUCUCAAAAUGGAGUUGCUGAGAGAAGGUCUCUGCGGCUUACUUUCUGAUUAGUCUCAUGCCAUCCACUGUAACACAUCACUUUUUUAGAUGGAACUUAAGGUAUUUGGAUGCACAUGUUAUGUCAGAGAUAUGCGUUGAAGUGCAUUUUUCUAGGUUAUUCUCGCCUUCGGAAGGGAUAUGAAUGUUAUUCUAAUGAACUUGGAAAAUAUUUGGUGUCAAUUUGAUGUGGCAUUUUCAGAGACUAAAUCGUUUUCUAUGCAUAAUCUCUACAAGUCAGAAAGAGGAGGAUGAGUGGCUAGUGUAUUGGUUUACCCAUGUUCUGACAGAAGAGUCAGAUAUAGUCUCUCCAUCUCCCAUUUUUCCUAUUAAGAACCAAUUAACUAUUGUCCCAUCAACACCUACUCCAGUUGUGGUAGCAAGCCGCCAAUUGUUCAAGUUUCACUCAAGGAGGCGAGAGAUCAAUGAUACAUGUCUUGCAGCAGUCCUUUUUCCAUCAGAUCUUGACCUCUCUAUUGCUCUUCUCAAAGGACCGCAAAACGGGAUAGACAAUUGACAUAGGACAUGAAUUACAAGGCCUUUACCAUCUUACCGCUUCAAAUUCCUUCACAGCAUGCUCCGCUACAGAUUCUCCCAACCUUAUUCACAAACGUUUGGGACAUCCUAGUCUAUCCAAGCUACAAAAGAUGGUGCCUAGUUUGUCUAGUCUGUCCACAUUAGAUUGUGAGUCGUGUUAACUUGGGAAACACACCCGUGCUACAUUUUCACAUAGUAUUGAGAGUCGCUCAAAGUCUAUUUUCUCAUUAGUUUAUUCUGAUAUUUGGGGUCCUAGUCGAGUCAGUUCACCGUUAGGAUUUCGUGACUUUGUUACUUUCAUCGAUGUACUUGGAUUUACUUAACGAAAGAUCGUUCCGAGUUAUUUUCUAUAUUCAAAAGUUUUUGUGCUGAAAUACAAAAUCAAUUUGGUGUUUCUAUUCGUGCUUUUUGUAGUGAUAAUGCUUUAGAAUACUUAUCUUCCCAGUUUCAGGAGUUUAUGACUCAUUAAGGAAUCAUUCACCAAACAUCAUGUUCAUACACCCCUUAGCA
This is a messenger RNA of Capsicum annuum, 1466 nucleotides long. RefSeq lists its product as uncharacterized. The record is from RefSeq and is a predicted model, not a curated record. The transcript is spliced from 2 exons. NCBI's taxonomy places the organism in Eukaryota, Viridiplantae, Streptophyta, Magnoliopsida, Solanales, Solanaceae. The coding region runs from base 607 to 936 and encodes 109 amino acids.